Molecule: messenger RNA, 2043 nt
Organism: Anas platyrhynchos (mallard)
Lineage: Eukaryota; Metazoa; Chordata; Aves; Anseriformes; Anatidae
Gene: TPPP
Product: tubulin polymerization promoting protein
Biological process (GO): microtubule bundle formation; microtubule polymerization; positive regulation of protein polymerization
Cellular component (GO): microtubule
Molecular function (GO): heme binding; tubulin binding; electron transfer activity
Source: RefSeq, a predicted model, not a curated record
CAAAGGCAGAGGCUGCCCCUAGGCUGAUUCAUUACCUCACGCUUCGGGGAAGGCGCGAGCGGCUGCCAGCUAGACAGCCUGCCUGGCCUAUGGAAGAGAGCGGCAGAGGGGGUCGGGCAGGCGGUGCCGAGCGCUCGCCAAUGCCUGGACAGCGAGGGCGGGCGUUUGGCUGAGCCGCCGCGCCGGCUUGAGACUGGCUCCCAGUAGCGCCUGAGCCAGGGAGAGAGUUAGGUUAGGCUGGCAGGACUUGCUGCUGCCUCGGAGAGCCGGUGAUCAACCACUUCUCAGGAACAGAACAGGGAAGAUGCCAUUGUGAAUUCUGAAGUCCAGCACAAUGGCUGACAGUAAAGCAAAGUCGACCAAACCUGCAAAUAAGACUCCUCCAAAAUCUCCUUCUGAUCCAGCAAAGGACCGAGCAGCAAAAAGGUUAUCCUGUGAUUCAAACAGCUCCCAUGAGGGAGCUGUGGCAGGAGACUUGAGUGCUCUGGAAGAGGCCUUUAGAAAGUUUGCCAUACAUGGUGAUACAAGAGCCACAGGAAAAGAAAUGCAUGGGAAGAACUGGUCAAAACUGUGCAAGGACUGUCAUGUAAUAGAUGGGAAAAAUGUGACAGUCACAGAUGUUGACAUUGUCUUCAGUAAAAUCAAGGGAAAGUCUUCUAGAACUAUUACUUUUGACCAGUUUAAAGAAGCUCUUCAGGAACUCUCCAAGAAACGAUUUAAAGACAAGAGUGAUGAAGAAGCAGUUCAAGAAAUAUAUAAACUAAUUGAAGGAAAAGCCCCAGUUAUAUCUGGAGUAACGAAAGCCAUUUCAUCUCCAACUGUAUCACGCCUUACAGAUACAUCAAAAUUCACGGGUUCUCACAAAGAGAGGUUUGAUCCCAGUGGGAAAGGAAAAGGCAGAGCUGGCCGAGAAGAUCUGGUGGAUGCUUCAGGAUAUGUAUCUGGCUAUAAGCAUGCAGGCACAUAUGAUCAUAAAGUACAAGGAAGCAAGUAAGACUGAGGGUUUACAACACAGAUGGAGAAAGAGAGGGGGAAAGAGAAUAUAUUUUUAAGAAUGACAUAGAUGAGUCCUAUGUUUCAGUUGUUGUGAAUGCUGAGGCUAUGUUGUCAAGAAGUUUUCAGGAACUGGAACUGAUUUCAACAUCUGAUGAGCUACUUGCAGCACAAUGCCACUUCAUUACAUUCCUCAUGCACACAUUGGCAAAAAUAACUGUAUCAGUUAAAAAAAAAGACAUCAUUAUGUUCAGCGCUUUAGACAAAAAAAGUCAAGAGCUGUUAUAUUACUCUUCGUCAAUUUGAGCAAAAAAUUUCAAACAUUCCUAAAUGUCCUGAGGAUGUAGAAGAAAACCUCCUGAAAAGAGGCUCUUUCAUAGCAGCAUUUCUGAAAAAUAUCCCAUUAUUUAUGCAGAUUGAUUUGACUACUGUUUGUGGGCUUUUUCAAAAAUGUCUUAUGUGCAAUCUGGAACUUUCCUUAAAAGAUUCAGCAGUGUAUUACUGCGGAAUAAUUAGUUGUAAUAUACAGGGUGCUACCAUGUAAAUUUCACACAACAUUUAUGAAAAAUUAAAUUAAGAAAAAAGAUCUACUCUGGGACAAUACAAGUUCUAACAUAUUUAUGUCAGCAGAAAAAGGUGGAGAAUACCAACCCCUUACUUUCCUCCUGUCUAUACUUUUUGCUUUGUUAUUGUGUGUACUGUGUAGCAUGGUAUGCCUAGCUGAUUUGUAUGAAGCUAAUUUACUAACCUGAGAGGUGAGGAACAAGACGUUACUAAGAAAGUCUACUAAAGCUUUUUGUAGUCCAUUUUCAAGUUUGUACUCCCUCACAUUUGAAAUGAAGGGGGCAUUAAAAUAAUAAUGCUUUAAAAUAUUGAUUUUGACUAAACCUUGCAAAUCAGCGCUAAUAAGUGAAUGUUAUUAUGCACAUAUCCCAUUUAAGCUAUAACAUAUGUAAGGAAGGUUAUGACCCCCUUUAUUAAGGACAUUUAAUAUUAAUAUUCAUGUAACUAAUUGCAACUUGCACAGAAGAAUAUACUAUUAUACUUGUG